AUGUCUGACCAGCCAGAGAGUGUCCCCAUCCAUCCUGUAGCGCCACGCCUCAGGGCGGGUCCCAAGACCCCUCAUAUUGGUCCCCAUAUCGAUGCAUAUCGUCUCGCGCACAAGGAGACCGUUGGCCACGAAUCUGAUAACUGGUGGGCGAGGCAAGCACACGCCUUCCUUCACUGGGAUCGUCACUUCAAAACCGUUAGAGCGGGCUCGUUUGAGACAGGCGACAUCGUAUGGUUCCCCGAAGGCGGCCUGAACGCAUCGUACAACUGUGUCGACCGCUGGGCAUUCAAGCACCCUAACAAGACCGCCAUCAUCUACGAAGGCGACGAGCCCGAAGAAGGUCGCGAAAUCAGUUAUGCUGAACUCCUCCGCGAGGUUUCGAGUGUCGCAAACGUCCUCAAGUCCUUCGGCGUCAAGAAGGGCGACACCGUCUCUGUCUAUCUCCCCAUGACCUGGCAAGCGGUCGCCGCUUUCCUCGCAUGCGCUCGCAUUGGCGCCAUCCACUCGGUUGUUUUUGCGGGCUUCUCCGCCGAAUCUCUCCGCGAUCGCGUUCAAGAUUGCAAGUGCAAGGUCCUCAUCACAUCGGACGAAGGACGACGGGGUGGUAAGACGAUCGCCACCAAAGCUAUCGUCGAUGCCGCAUUGAAGGAAUGCCCGCUCGUCGAGCACGUCCUUGUGUUGAAGAGGACAGGCAAUACAGUGCCUUGGACUGAGGGAAGGGACAAAUGGUGGCAUGAGGAAGUUCUCAAGGUCCCCAACUACUGCCCACCCGAAGUUAUGGCGUCAGAAGAUCCGCUCUUCAUUCUUUACACAUCUGGAUCUACCGGAAAACCCAAAGGUGUCGUUCACACCACUGGUGGCUAUCUUCUCUGCGCCGCGAUGACGGUAAAAUACGUCUUCGACGUCCACCCAGACGACAAAUUCGCAUGCAUGGCAGACGUUGGCUGGAUCACAGGACAUACCUACAUCGUCUACGGCCCCUUGGCGAACGGAGUUACUACAACUGUCUUUGAGUCUACCCCUGUAUACCCAACACCUUCUCGGUACUGGCAGACAGUCGAAAAGCACAAACUCACUCAAUUCUACUCUGCGCCGACCGCCAUUCGCCUCCUGCGCCGCCUGGGCGAGCACCACGUCGAGCCGCAUGAUUUGAGCAGUCUCCGCGUCCUGGGUAGCGUUGGCGAGCCGAUCAAUCCGGAGGCCUGGAAUUGGUACAACGAACAUGUGGGGAAGAUGCAAUGCGCUAUCGUGGAUACUUUCUGGCAAACCGAGACGGGGUCGAUUGUGGUCACGCCGUUCCCUGGCGCGAUUGAAACGAAGCCAGGUUCAGCCACAGUGCCGUUCUUUGGUAUCGAACCCGCCAUCCUGGAUCCUGUCACGGGCGAAGAGCUGCACGGAAAUGGGGUCGAAGGUGUUCUUGUCAUCAAGCACCCAUGGCCGUCAAUUGCCCGAACGAUUUACCAAGACCACAAGCGAUACCAGGAGACGUACAUGCAGCCUUACCCUGGAGCGUUCUAUACGGGUGAUGGAGCUGCGCGAGAUGAGCACGGGUACAUCUGGAUUAAAGGGCGUGUAGAUGAUGUUAUUAACGUGUCCGGACACCGUCUGUCGACGGCUGAGAUUGAGUCGGCGCUUAUCCUCCACAAAGGAGUCGCUGAGACCGCAGUCAUCGGAACGGCAGACGAGCUGACAGGGCAAGCCGUCUACGCCUUCGUCACCCUCAAACCUGAGUUCAGGUACGACCCCACGGACGAGGCGAGCCUCAUCAAAGAGCUCGUCAUCCAGGUCCGCAAGGUGAUCGGCCCCUUCGCCGCGCCGAAGAAGGUCUUCAUCGUCAGUGACCUUCCAAAGACGCGGUCUGGCAAGAUUAUGCGCCGUAUCAUGCGGAAGAUCGUCGCAGGCGAGGGCGACCAGCUCGGCGACCUCAGCACGCUCGCUGAGCCCGGCGUCGUCGACAUUAUCAAGGCUAAGGUUGCGGCUUGA
This is a messenger RNA of Cyclocybe aegerita, 1983 nucleotides long. The record is from the annotation of a GenBank genome assembly. NCBI's taxonomy places the organism in Eukaryota, Fungi, Basidiomycota, Agaricomycetes, Agaricales, Hemipholiotaceae.